Strongylocentrotus purpuratus (purple sea urchin) is the source of this 2942-nucleotide messenger RNA. It is a transcript of the gene jagn1, whose product is annotated as protein jagunal homolog 1. Gene Ontology annotation, cellular component: endoplasmic reticulum membrane. The record is from RefSeq and is a predicted model, not a curated record. Gene Ontology annotation, biological process: vesicle-mediated transport; endoplasmic reticulum organization. The transcript has 2 exons. Lineage: Eukaryota; Metazoa; Echinodermata; Echinoidea; Camarodonta; Strongylocentrotidae. The coding region runs from base 110 to 640 and encodes 176 amino acids.
UAGCGCCAUCUAUGGGUUGUAUAGCGUAACGUUCAUGUCGAGCAUGUUACGAACCUAAACCAAAGGCAAAACAUAUUGCGUCUAAAUAUCGCUUCUUAACAUCCUCAUUAUGUCAUCUAAAGGAGGUCCACGAGCAGCAGGUACAGAUGGCAGUGACUUUCAACAUCGAGAACAAGUUGCGUCUCAGUAUAAGACAAGUGUCCAACUGAAGUCCAAGUUCCGCACCUGCCUCUACAUAAACAUCUUGGUAGUCCUAAUCCAAGUGGUGAUGUUUGCUGGAGCUCACUUCCACAUCAUUCCAUCUGACUUCUACCCAUCACCAUGGCAAUACACCUGGAUGUUGAGUGGAGUGGUGUCUCUGAUUGGUCUCAAUGCUCUUGCUAAGAAUAAGAAGGAGAUGUUGAGUUUGCACGAUCUUGGUCUCACAAUCUUUGGUUUUGGUGGCAUCUUCUUUGGAUUCACUUCUCAAUAUUCAUCUCAUCAACGAUAUAUAGCAUCAGGAGAAACGAAAAGGAUUGCAGAUAUUCCUCUUCAUUAUAUUUGGGUGUUUGUGCUUGCUUCGAAUGCCAUCAAUUAUCUUGCAACAUAUGUCUACUCUAUCAGACUAAAAGCAGCAUGGAACGUUAGAAAAACAAGAUGAAAUAUUCUUGUCUUUAUCAUUAACAGUAUUUGUGCUUUUGAUUUUGAUUAAAAUCAAUUUCAAUUUCAAGAUGGCCUUGUCUUCCCAUUUUAUCCAAAUGAUCUUUAAACAACAAAACUUGUAUAAGGACCAAUUGAAUGAUAGAUACUCGCAUAAAGCAGUGUACUGUUGUAAAGAUGUUAUUAGGGAAAAGUAGAAUGUUAUAUGAUGUAAUUUAGUAAAGGAUUCCCCUCCCCCUUUACAUUUUGUUAGGAUUUACAGGUGUACAUGUAGAUUGAGAUAGGAUGUAGAUGUAGUAUAAUAUUGACACAUUAAAGCGGACAAAAUUAGAGAAAAGAUCAGUAAAAGUUUGUGGGGAAAAUUUAAAAUUAUGACUUAUAAAAAAUGCAACUCUGUGACUUACCAUCUUAAGCAUAUCUCCCAUUUGCCUUCUAUUGAAAUUUGCAUCAAUUUAUAUUUUGAAGGAUAAAACAUUGAUGUAGGAUAAGGUCUUUUUCAUAAAGAGGUUUUGUUAAAGACAUUUACAUUUAGGGUGCAUUUAUGGUAUAUAGUUGAUAAUAAGAAUAACAAUAUUAUCUCAUUUACCCAGUGUAGCCUUAUCAGUAUAACUAAUGUUCUCCCUGAGGGCCCUGCAAUGAUAUCAUAAGAUGGGCUCUACUCGGGGGUCGUAUUCUGAAAAACAAUGUUAUCUUUUAGGUAGAAAAACAUUGAUAAUUAUCACAACAAACAAAAGUUGGGACAAGUCAUUGAUUGAUAUCUGACCAAAGCUAUUAGAUCAAAAGUAAUAAAAGUAUGUAUCGAUGUACAUGUACAUGUAGUACUAGUAGCCUUUGACGAUAAAGAAAGUUCUUAAAAAUUUGAUGUUUGAAAAUUUGAAGAGCUUAUACUUUAUAUCAAAUGGGACCAAUCACUGAAAAGAAUUAUUCCCCUUCAUAGCACCAGGAGGUGAUAGCACCAAGUGUGUAAGUGAAAAUCUUUCAUCCGAGCAUCUAAUAACCGUCUAAACACCACAGGUAGCAAAAUAAUGUAGUACCUCUACAAAUAUUCAGUGAAUGUAGACAAUGUAGUUUAGUUGUAUGUCUUGCGGCCCAUGGGAUCGCUGAUCUCCAGAAUAGCGGAGGGAGAACAAGAUGAUGAUGAAUGUACAUGUAGAUGAUAAAAGAAAGACAAAUUUUUGUAGAAGUGGAAGAAGGGAGAAUUCUAAAAUGAAUUUGCACUUGAAAGUAUGUAUUUAUAAAUACACAUACCUGUGGUACAGAUAAGGUACUUCAAGCGAUUUGAUGUAGAUUAGAUGUACUUCAAAUGUAACAGUCAUUCUGUAUCGGAAGUAGUGGAGAAUAGUUUGGAAAACUUGUAGAAACAAAAGAAAUGCAUCUUUUUUUCCAUUGUUUUACAGUGAACCUUUUUUGAGUGAGAAAGGAAAAAGAAGGUUAGGUUUGGUUAUCAUGCAUUCAAUCUAGAUUCUACAUCUCAAACUGCUUGAAAUUUUCAGUUAACAUGACCGUUUGUCAAAACAUGUACGGUAUAUGUUGUAAGAGAAAUGAAACGCCUUUUAUACACUCACUCGUUUUGUGGAUGGGCUGUAUAAACACACUUUGGAAAAUGAGUAAAAAAAAAUCACCUUUUUUUUCCAAUGACCUAUCCAGAGUAGGUUUGAGAGUAAACCUCAUGGAUAAAAGAAUAUUACCACAUGUGUACACAACAUUUGCAAGAAGUGAAUAAUAUUGUGGUAAAACAAUUGAAAGAUCAGGAAUGAAGUGAAAUUCAUAAAUUGUGUUAGGACUUCAGAUUUCCUUCUUUUUUAAAAGACAUAUUUUGGCGAGUACCAAGUUGUGUUCCAUACACUACACUAUUACAUUACCAAAUACAUCUACGAUUCUUGUUUAUAUUAUGAUUAUGGCCAGUAAAUAGCCCAACUUGAGUUUUGAUCAGACCAAAUCCCAAGGAAAAUGACCCUUUGGAUGCUAAUUGGUGUUCCUUAUUCUUGGUCAUGACUGGGACAGCCUUUCGUGUAUCUUGGACUUGUCCAUUUUAGCAAAAAAACUUUUUUUGCUCAUCCAUAUUAAUGGAAACUUAGCAAGAAGUGUGUUGGUAUAUUUAUUCAAACUUGAGACCAUCUCUGUUAGACUGCAUAGGAGAGAGAGGGAGGGGCAGUGUUAUUUUUGUUUAGUUUGUUUGUUGGAAUCAAAUGUUGUUUAAAGAUGUUUGGAGAUGCUUUCAUUCCUUUUGACACGUCAAUAACAAUUUAAAGCAAUAUAUUGUGAAAAGAGAUAUGAAAUUAAAUUUCUGAAACAAAAAUAUA